AUAUAUAAAUAAAACGAAAGUUUAUGCAUUACAAUUAUAAUACAUUUUUUUACAUUGUGUACACGGCCUUGUGUAAUGACUAGUACACACACACACACACAUAGGGCCAACGUUGGCCAAUCUAAGGAUCUCCCAGACCUUGCAACAAAUUGUAUGCGAUUUUUGAUAGUAAGAACAAGAUAAGUUGGUAGCGAUUUUAAUAGGCCAGAUCGUGCAAGUGUUAAAUUCAUAAUUUCAUAGAAGUUUGACGUUUAAAAUAACAUGUGCUCCUGCCCCGUCUGGGCUAUCAACUCACUGCUAGAACGUAGUGAUCAAAGAAUACAACUGAUCAUAAAUUAUAUGGAAAUAAAAGUAGCAGGCAGCUUACCGCCAACCUCUCUGUUCAGUUGUAUGUUUUCCUUUCUAUUGCUCUCGUAUAUUUGAAGGGCGUAUUUCACUAAUCCUGCCUUCGGACGGCGAGCGAUCGCCGCGACGUCGGCCCCGAGGUCGGCACCGAUAUUGGGCCAAGGGAUGGGUUUCCGUUUCUCGAAAUUUUGAUAUAAUGGCAUGUGGAGUUGUUUCCAUCUACAAAUCUUAGGGCAGACUUGUAUCCCAAUAAAUUCUUUUGGAUUAUAAGAACAUGUUAAACUACUUUUAGGGGACCUGUAAUGACCAUAUUUUUGUAAAUAUUGAAUUUAAAAUAUCUUUUGGCACACGUCACGUGACCAAACUUGAAACGUCUUUGAAGAUUCUGAUGACGUCAUAACUCUCGGAUUGACACUGUUGACAGUUAGGCGAUAAACAACAAAUGACAAAUGUCAGUUGACAGUUAGUAUCUUCUACGUGUGUAUGUAGUUAUUAUGUGUCAAACCGUAAACUGUGACGUCACACAAUUUUCAAAGAGCGUUUUGGGCGCGAAAGCAUCUGUCAAAAUAUAUUUUGUUAAUUUAACAUAUUUAAAGCCGUUAUUAGUAUAAAAGUUGAAUUUUAGGGCAACUUUUAGUUAAUAUAGAACGUAAUACAAGUGUUUCAAAAAAUUGGAAACAACCCUAUUGGCCCUUUACGAUCGAUAUGGGCCAAUUACAUCCACACUCACUAUGGUCCCGACGUCAGACCUGAGCAAGAAAUGAAAAAGACUUUGUGUCUAAUUUCCAAAAAUGUCAAAUGUUUGAUAUUUUUGCAUAUGAACCAUUUUUUUUACAUUUUAAAUAUUGUUAACGAUGUGCUGAUAUUCCGUGAAACGGAAAGCGAUUAUUAGGCCCGACAUCGGGACUGAUUUCGGACCCGAUAUCGGGAAGUGUGGAUGUAAUUGGUACUUUACGGCCGAGCAAGAUCGUCGUUAUCAAUAUUUGACACGUAAAAAAUACUUUGUCUCUAAUUGGCAAAAAUUGAAAUGUUUGAAUUUUUUUCAUACGAACCAUUUUUCUAUAUUUCAAAUAUUGUUAACGUUGUGCUGAAAUUCCGUGAAACCAAAAACAAAUAUCAGGUGCGUCAUCGGCACAUUUCGGGUCCGAGGGCCUACCACAAACCACGUUCGGCGUGUUGCCUCCCUGUCACACUUUCGUACGAAUAUACAGAGAGGCAACACGUCGAACGUGGUUCGCGGUAGGCCCUCCGAUAUCGGGAAGGCCGACGGCAGGAUAAGUGUGAAAAGACCUUAAGCGAGUACUUAUGAUAAUGAGUAUUAGGUUUUACAGUGGUUUUACAUUAGUAUCUAUUUUCACCAUUUGCAACAUUUGACGGCCAUGACAUGACGUACCUAUUCAUUUUCAUUUUGUUGAAGUUUGGUUCGUCGUUGACUUCGUUGAGUUCGUUGAGUUUUGAAUUUAACCAACGUAGAACACGUAGUGAUUUGCUCUUUGCGUAGAACCAUAGAACGUAGUGAUUAUAUGCUCUUUGAAUAUACCAUAACGUAACGAGCUUUAAUGCAAAAGAUUGUCCGAUUUAAUCAUGUCUAUUACGCAUUCAAGAUUAAAAAAGUUUUCUAGUUUUGAUUUGGUUAAUGCUCAUUUCAUACAUCCUAAAUUAAUAAUACAAGAAGAUACGGAAAAAGUACGAAUAUGUGAUUUAACUGCACGUACUGAAGAAGACCCCGAUAAGGUUUAUAAUUUUGAUACGAAAAUUUCAAACACACACGUACAUAGAGAGCUCCUGUGGGUCCUUUUCAGGUCCGGGGAUAUCAUAGUAAUAAACCCAGCGACAGGAACUCAAAUCAAGGUAACAUGUGAAAAGUUGGCCAACUAUAAGAUUCAAAAGUUAAGAAGCAGUGAGAAUAAUGUGAUCCUAAUCAGUAAAAGUGGAGAAUGUUUGGUGGUGUUAUUUUCACGGAAAGAUUUGGAACAAGAUAUGGUAGACGGCAAAGCAGAACAUACCAUAGCAAUAGAUAAAUAUGGUGGGUCUUAUUUAGCUGCAGAAUCUCAUAUGCUCUCAAACGGAUUGAUUGCAUACACCGAGGGAGAAGCUUUAGUUUUAAAAUGUCCUAUAACUGGUUUAUAUGAUGUUAUCAAUUCCACAAAGAAAAUCCUUUAUGCAGUUCCUUGGGCUGAUUCACUAAUUAUUUCUGAUGGAGCAACAAUGUGGCUGGUAGAUAUUAAAGACUCCCACAUUAUGUAUGAAUUUAAAGAAGAUGGAAUCACAUACUAUCCAUUGGGGUCAUAUAACAAUGACUUUUACUAUCUGGCUUGGGAUGAAAUGCAGGUGUACAUUUGCUGUGCUUGGGAUGAAUCACUACUUGAUUCAACAAAUGACCAGCAUGAUAACAACUCUUCCAUCCAAAAACUUUCAUCUCAAGAAACACUCAAAGGUCAGUUGAAAACAAUCAUUGAUAGUUUGACAUCAACAACAGACCCAGAUCAGGUAUUACCUCAAAUACAACCCUAUUUUGACACCAUUGAAGAUUUACCUCUCCUUGUCAAUACUGCCCUUAAACUGUGUAAGAUUAAUUUGGCACUCAAACCACUUACAUAUACUUUACAAAAGAAAGUUUUUGCAUCAGCUGAUGAUUUCCUGAUUCAAUCAUUAUGUGAUAUCAUGAAUAAAAUAGACAUACUGGAGUACAUUGAGUUCAGAGGAAGUAAUUUAUAUGAAGACCUAAGCAUAUUUGAUUUGAGUUUUGUGGAAUUAUGCAUCACAUUUGUCUCAAAAGGCGAUUUUGAUUUAUCUUCCAUAUGUUGGCUCAAAUAUUCUGCUGUAAAACAAACAAUUAAUUCUAACGAUAUAAUGGGAAUAUUGAAUGCUAUUCCCAACAAUAUUAAGAUGGGGGCCUUAAUAAAUUGGUUAAGAAAUUUUCUCCCACCUCUUCUAGAUGAAAACCCCUUUUAUAUAGAUUUGUUUGUCCGGUGGGUCACAGAAAGAGUUUUUUCGCUAGAGAAAUCUAGUUACUGGCCAAAAAUUGGAUUGAAGUUUAUAGAUGAUAUAGGCAUAGUAUUGGAAACUUCAUUAAAAACGAUUUGUUUGCGACCAAUAUCAAUGGAUGAUCUUGAUAUGUUAAAAACGCAUAUAAAGAAUAUAAUUGAAUUAAAAGAAAAACAUAAAAUUAAUAUGUUGCUGGGUGAGCUUAGUUCACAGAGUCCCAGUGAAGUCGCGUUAAUUAUGCUACGUCGAUGCUACACAGAAGAUUUAGAGCCUUUUUUUGCAGCAUUAUUUGCCUUCAUAUAGUGCUAGGAACUCUUUUGAAAUUGACGAUACUCUACGCUCUUUCAUUGAAAUAGAAGCGGCAAGCAGUGGCGGUGAUGUAGAUGGCGUCCGUUUAAAAAUAUUGCUUAAUUCAUUUCGACUACAUACUAACAAACUAGAAUGCUUCCUUCAGGUUCUAAAGGUUUUAGAUGUACCAUGGAAUCAAAUAGUACUAGAACUCGCGGUAGAAGCCGCAUCUUCAGGGAAAAAAGAUUUCACAACCACUGCUACAGAUCGUCUUCUCGCUGAGCAAAUUCAACGAGAACUGAAUUAUGCGAAAGUUAAAGUAAUUUUAAAGAAGUAUAAAUUUUCCCUAAAAUGUACUGAUUAUCAAUUGGUCUUGCAUAAAAUGAUAACAGCACCAAGCAUUGAUUUGGACGACUUGAAAGUUAUUACUAGUGUAUUGACAGAUUACGCAAAUUACGGCAGUUUAUUAUAUUUAAACCGAUGUCUUUGCGAUUGUGACACGAGAGGUGCGCUGGAAUACUUUAACCAGAUGCCAAGCAAGGAAAAGAAAAUUUUACUGAAAUCGGUUAUGAUCAAAUACGAACAAAUCAUUAAGGGAAGUUCAAAUGAAGCAAUUGUCGAAAGAAAUUAUGUCGAUUUCUUGAAAGGUAGUAAAAUGCUCAACGAUUUAGAAGUUAAUACGAUUGAAAACAUGUAUUAUUUGAAAAAUUCCUUUGAGACAAAAUUAAGUAUAAACGAUUUGUACUGUGAACAUAGCGCAAACGAAGUGGAUAUUACUAUGAACGUUUCUGACGCAGGAAGAAGCGGGUGUCUGGCUCAGCUUACUCGAACACACCAAACUUCGCGUUCAACAUUGAUAGCAUUACUCCAUCGCACUUCUUCAAAUCAUGAAGUUCGCAAACUAGUUGAAGCUCUCUUAAUAACAGCUGAAACCCAGGAACACUGUCAAACGCAGAUUGCUUCAGUAUUGGCUAAUUUCAGAGAUGGAAACAAUUCAGCCAUUCUCAUGGAAUGCUGCCACGUUCUCACCGAGCUUGUAUCAACUUGUACUGAAGAACAUAUCCAUCGUGUAAUCAAAUAUUUAUCAAUGCUGACCGCCUUAGUAAAUGCUAAUAUAGUAGUUAAAAAUCUGUCCAUAGCAUGGAAAUUCCAUUACAUUUUUUUGCCUAUGUCUUCACUGUCAACAUUGAAUGAUCUUAUUGAUUUUUACAUUUCGCCAUAUAAUUAUUUGGCACGUAAUCCCAGAAUCAGUCAAAGUAGAGGUGAUUUCAUUCCAAUCAGGAUAGUCGUAAAUAUUGCAGAAGACAUUUCUUCUUCUGGGAAAGAUUUACCCGGCGAAUUACUUCAAAUAAGGAACAAAAUAUGUAAGCAACUUUUAAAUAAAGUUGUUGCGUCUCAAGAACUCGACGAAUUAUUGAUAACUAUAUUAUUAGAUCUCUUAAGCAAAGAUGAAGCAGAUAAAAUAUGGAUUAUUGACAUGUUACGUGGUCAGAAUGAGUCGCUGUCCCAUGCUGCUAUCGCGUAUCUGGCCCAACCCGUGAUAAGGCGCUCAUUUUCGGCAUUCUGUUUAACCCAAAAUACAGUAGCGUAUUCGCCUCAAUACAUGUUAAAAACCAAAUUUAAAUUUAACGUGGCAGACUUGGCUUUGUCAGAAAUUAACAACGAUGAAACUUGGGACACAAAAGUUGUGCUGUUCUUUUUUUUGAAACAGUACCCCGAAACUUCGCUUGAUCGCCUUAUAGAAUUGUGCCGCACCUUGCACAUACCCGUCAAUGAAGGCCUGUCCUUUCAACUCAUCUCAUUGCUGACUACUUGGGAAUUGAAAUAUAAAAUAUUCAAUGACGACAUAGGUUGCUGUCAAACACACUUUGAAAACGACGAAAGCCAUCUGCUGCCAAACUGUGUAAAACUAUGGGAAAGCAUAAAAGACAAAGAUUUCAUCAAAGAUGUUUUAACAGAUCUCUGGAAAAACGGUGAGGUUACAUUACAUGGUCGUAUUGUUUCCAUAAAUCCCUAUUAUUACGAAGUGUAUUUAUGCAUAUAUUAUUUAUUGUAUGGUUCGUCCACCGAUUCAGAAUACAUGAAAGAAUAUUAUCUGUUAAAUUUCCUUAAAAAUUAUAACAGGAAAAGCACUCCUAAACAACACGAAUUUGAGCUGUUUUCUGUCAAAGGAAUGUUUCCAGAAAUCGGACAUCACCGCUUACCGUUUCACCUUUUCAUGCGUGAAGACAUGUGGGCGAAUUUGAAGUCAGAAAUAACAUUAGAAACCUACGAGCAGUGGCUGCCUGCAGUUGCUUUACUUUCACUAGAUGCUGAUAUACAAACCGCGAGAGACAUGAUUUGCAGUAACGCUCUCAAGCAAACUAUGACGUCUAGAAAAAAGUGUGAAGGGACUGAGACUGAACAAAAAGAGAGUGAGCCCUGGCGCCUAACCACACGAGAAGAGCCUCUGCUUCGCGCCGCACACCGAUGUGUGAAGCAUAUAGCAAAUAUGGAAUGGGCAGGCGCGUGCCUCUUUUACGUUCUUCAAGGUUGUGCUCGUGGAGCAGACCAAGUGGCAGCGGCGCAGUUGUGCUAUCAAUUUGCCCAACGCUGGUCUGCUGUUCAGCCUGGUAAUCGAGCAGUCCGUCAAAUGGAAC
This is a messenger RNA of Cydia pomonella (codling moth), 6260 nucleotides long. RefSeq lists its product as uncharacterized. The transcript has 2 exons. Gene Ontology annotation, molecular function: small GTPase binding. Gene Ontology annotation, cellular component: RZZ complex; cytoplasm; kinetochore microtubule. Lineage: Eukaryota; Metazoa; Arthropoda; Insecta; Lepidoptera; Tortricidae. The record is from RefSeq and is a predicted model, not a curated record. Bases 1930 to 3636 code for a protein of 568 amino acids. Gene Ontology annotation, biological process: protein localization to kinetochore involved in kinetochore assembly; mitotic spindle assembly checkpoint signaling; mitotic sister chromatid segregation.